Molecule: messenger RNA, 869 nt
Organism: Trichoplusia ni (cabbage looper)
Lineage: Eukaryota; Metazoa; Arthropoda; Insecta; Lepidoptera; Noctuidae
Gene: omd
Product: integrator complex subunit 5-like
Exons: 5
Coding region: 208-783 (191 amino acids)
Biological process (GO): snRNA 3'-end processing
Cellular component (GO): integrator complex
Source: RefSeq, a predicted model, not a curated record
AUGUGUAUUCAUUAAGAAAGUAUUAUUGUCUCAUCUACAUAGUACUAUACUACUUUAUUAUACUACUGUUAUUUAACAUUUCUCUCAUAUUAUUAAUAUUCUAAUAAAAUAUUUAUAAUUAUUUAUCACUAGGACGGUAACAGCGGUGUUGUGGAGGGUGCUACAUCACUAUCCCUACUGUUAGUCGAAUUGGUGUCACCAGAUGUCAUGUACAACGGUCUGCCGUGGCCGGACGAAGACUUUACUAAGCAAGUGAGCAUCGAGCGCGAGCUGUACAUGCGCGGCGCGCUGGAGAGCUGCGCCGUGGCCCGCGCCGCGCUGCGCCGCGCCGCCGCCGCGCCGCCCGCGCUGUGCCUCGCCUCCGCGCUGCUGCGGGCCACCGCCGCCACGCUGCUGCACCGCCUCAGGGCAUACCUCGAUCGUCACACACAGUCUGCUGAGAUGGCAAAGGAACGCGCUGCGCUUACCGAGCUACUAUCCACUAUGACACUGGGACAGUUACUGCCGCACCCACUCAACCACAUGCUCGAACUAGCGCCUGAACUAACAGCUAGCGAGAUAGUGCAAGUUUUACGUGAUUGUCUAUGGAACUAUACGAGAGAUCACGUGCCUUCGCCGGCGCUUUUUGCUUGUGACUCCACUGGUCUUCAUUGGCGCGAUCCCUCAACGUGCAAACCACCCGCCACGUACACGGACACUUUAAGAUUGAUAAUACAGAAGAGAAUAUCAAAACUUGGACACAUGUACCCAAUAAUGUUUUUGAAUCUUGAGAAAGAAAGCUAAAUGUUAUGCCCUAGUCUUAAUCAAAUCAUUUGUAAAUAUGUAAAUAAGACGAAGUGAAGAAAAUAAAGUGCCUAAAUUUAGAACAG